Molecule: messenger RNA, 1943 nt
Organism: Phialemonium atrogriseum
Lineage: Eukaryota; Fungi; Ascomycota; Sordariomycetes; Cephalothecales; Cephalothecaceae
Product: mitochondrial putative hexaprenyl pyrophosphate synthase
Exons: 2
Coding region: 184-1545 (453 amino acids)
Biological process (GO): ubiquinone biosynthetic process; isoprenoid biosynthetic process
Cellular component (GO): transferase complex
Molecular function (GO): prenyltransferase activity
Source: RefSeq, a predicted model, not a curated record
AAAUUCUCAUGCGAGCGAAUACGCGAAAGGAAGAUUUAGGAAUCGAACCUUGUAUGGACUGUCAGCACCGAGCAUUGAACGGCGCACGACAAAUCCAGCCUUUGUUUGAUAUCCAGAUGCCAGAGAGCACCGUAUAUUCUCAACCCUAGCUUAAUUGGCUCUCCUCGAGGAGGCUUCGAGGAAAUGCAGCCCCGAGCGGGAGCUUCGAUGCUUCGCGCCCCUCGUACCAUCACCCGAUCCUUGCAGGCGUCAGCGUGCUUGGAGUGCCAAAGAGUUGCUACACCGAAUGUCCGGAUACGGCAGUCGAGGGCGCUAUAUCAUACCACGCGCAGGAAGUCCUCGGCCUGGGCGGCAGCCGUCUCGGUGGCAGGGAACAUCGUCUCCAAUGCAAUCACACGGGCAACAAAGGGCGACAUGCCCGUCGACCCCCUCAGGAUCGUGGCGAAGGAGAUGAAGUUCCUGACCGGCAAUAUCAGGAAGCUGCUAGGAUCGGGCCACCCCUCCCUGGACCGGGCAGCGAAAUACUACACACAGGCUGAAGGCAAGCAUGUCAGGCCGCUGAUCGUGCUGCUCAUGUCCCGGGCAACGUCGCUCUGCCCAAAGGGGCCCCAGCGGCAACAGUCGACCCUCCAAGCCUCUGCCGGCAUCGACACGUCGUUAUCUCCCCUCUCGAUCCUCUCAGACUUCAACCCCUCGUCUUCGUCGUCGACGACCAAACCCGACCUCGAAUCCACCACCGAGCCCGACAUCCUCCCAACGCAGCGGCGCCUAGCCGAGAUCACCGAGCUGAUCCAUACGGCGUCGCUGCUGCACGACGAUGUGAUCGACCACAGCGUCUCGCGGCGGGGGGCGCCGUCGGCCAACCUCGAGUUCGGCAACAAGAUGGCGGUGCUGGCGGGCGACUUCCUGCUUGGGCGGGCGUCGGUGGCGCUGGCGCGGCUGCGCAACGCCGAAGUCAUCGAGCUGCUGGCGACCGUGAUCGCCAACCUAGUCGAGGGCGAGUUCAUGCAGCUCAAGAACACGGCCCGCGACGAGGCCAACCCGGUCUGGAGCGAGGACGCCCUCACGUACUACCUCCAGAAGACGUACCUCAAGACGGCGUCGCUCAUCAGCAAGAGCUGCCGCGCCGCCGCCCUGCUCGGGGGCGCCGACGCCCCGAGCGUCGAGGCGGCGUACGCGUACGGGAAGAACCUUGGGCUGGCGUUCCAGCUCGUCGACGACAUGCUCGACUACACGAGGAGCGGGAGGGAGCUGGGCAAGCCGGCGGGCGCGGACCUGGAGCUGGGGCUGGCGACAGCGCCGCUGCUUUUCGCGUGGAAGACGAUGCCCGAGCUGGGGGCGCUGGUGGGGAGGAAGUUUGAGAGGGAGGGCGACGUGGAGAGGGCACGCGCUCUAGUCAUGCAGAGCGAUGGAAUUGCGCAGACGCGGGCUCUCGCAGAGGACUAUGCCGAGAAGGCCAUUGCAGCAAUUAGUCCGUUCCCGGAUAGCGAGGCUAAGGACGGGCUGAUCGAGAUGGCAGUCAAGACCCUCAAACGACAGAAGUGAAUGAGGGACGUCGGUGAUUCCAUCUAGCGGUGCGCCCACCUGCACCUGGCUCAAGCCGGGGUGCUGUCAAAAUCCGGAAGAGAAUAAGAGAGAGACUGAUGUACGAUUGCGGAUAGAUAUGGGAAUAUCGUGAGAACCAAUGUGUAAGUACUGGUGAUCUAGACACUUUAGGGAGAUGGCCCCGUGUACCAAAACAGAAGAGCUCGCAUUUGGGUUUUGAAUCGCAUUUUCGGCGGCGCAAGAGGGGGUGGUCAAGUCAAGCAAUAGACAGGCAUUCCAGCUCACUACUACGAGGUGCCCCAUCGUAUCGUUUCUACGGGAACUGACAUUGUGAUCUCGGGGGGUUCAUCCCCUAUAAAUUCUUCUACCUGGAUAUACCGAUUCCUACAGUCAUGGUU